Trematosphaeria pertusa is the source of this 774-nucleotide messenger RNA. RefSeq lists its product as uncharacterized. The record is from RefSeq and is a predicted model, not a curated record. The transcript has 2 exons. Lineage: Eukaryota; Fungi; Ascomycota; Dothideomycetes; Pleosporales; Trematosphaeriaceae. Bases 178 to 621 code for a protein of 147 amino acids.
CCAGGAGACCCGAAUCCGAAUGGUGAGGGGAUACAUACAGAAGGCGGAGGAGAUGCGCAACCGCAGCACACAGCAGGCGGUGACCUUCUCUCGGAUAUCCUCACGCGUAUAGCGCGGCCAGGAUCGCAGCCCACACAGGCGUCUCCCACGGGUGGUUCCUUCGACGAGCCGCAGCAAAUGCAGCAAGGAACGGCGCAACCCACGCCAGGCCUCACCGCUCCCGGCGCACAGCCUACUCUCGUCCUAGGCGAGCCGAUAACACUUGGUCCUGCGACCUUGACGCUGACUCCUGGGCUGUCCACCACCGUCGGAACGGGAUCUACUGCUGUAUAUGUGGGGAUUACCAUAAACACAGCCGGUCAGACCAUCAUUACCGUUAGCUCUAGCGGCACCGCGGUUACCGCUACCAUCACAGAUGCGCCGGCCACAGUGACUCUCCCCAGGACAGGCUUCGAUGCAAGCAUCACAGGCGCUGCAAGGCCAGGCGAGCACGAUAGUUCCAGCGCUGGCGGGGUAGCCGCUACAACUUCGAGCAAGGCGGGCGCCAUGGAGCGUAUAGAGACGAUGGAUUGCUGGGUAGGCAUAGUUUUGGGCAUCAUGGGACUUGGCAUUGCGUUAUAGGGCAUAAUCGGGUAUCCUGGGUGGGAAUUUGCCAAUGCAAUUUGCAUGAUCUGGCGUCGGGAAAAUGAUACCAUGGCCAUCUGGGCGCAAACCGGAUCACAAUGUACCCAUGUAGUGAACGCGUUCACGCGUCGGCACGUGACCGCGCGCUGU